Symbiodinium sp. CCMP2456 is the source of this 597-nucleotide messenger RNA. The record is from the annotation of a GenBank genome assembly. NCBI's taxonomy places the organism in Eukaryota, Dinophyceae, Suessiales, Symbiodiniaceae.
AUGCGAGCUCUCAGCAUCUACAGUUUCGGCAUGGACGCUGUAAGCUGGAUCCACCAACAAUGUUCGCCUACCAGUACCUUCAUUGAUCCGGCUGGGUGCAUCGUUUGCUGCAAGAAGCCAAGCGCGAUGUACCGAAAUCAGAGCUUGGUGUGUAGUGACGUUGAUGGCUGGAGGAAGCUUUUGCGGGUGCAGCCGUUUCACAGUGAACCUGCAGGCUGUAUCCUGAGCGUGGUCCAGCCGCACAAUCCUCCAGUGCCUAUGCCACAGGCUAUGCAAUUUAACCACUUGCACUUCAGGCGUGUCUUGCCCAGGGGCACCCAGCAGUGCCAAGCACUUCUGGAUACGAGCCUUGUCUCGGCCGUCACCUCUAACUGUAUCAAGCUAUUGUGCUUCAAAGAUUCUCCUGGUGCUUUGUUGGAAUUCCCACCGCGGACAUGUGGAUUUGCCGUUCUCGCAUUGCGACUGGAGCGAGGAGUUUGCCGAUUGGGCUGUGCUGCCCGCAAGUGCUCUGGCUGUCCAUGUGUAGGCGUGGAGACACGUCGGGGCAUGAGCCCCAAACAGUUUGUUGCCUUCUCCUCAGCCCAGGACGUCCAGUAG